Messenger RNA from Oncorhynchus gorbuscha (pink salmon), 2794 nucleotides. RefSeq names its product four and a half LIM domains protein 3-like. Gene Ontology annotation, molecular function: transcription coregulator activity; actin binding. Gene Ontology annotation, cellular component: Z disc; nucleus; stress fiber. The record is from RefSeq and is a predicted model, not a curated record. Bases 215 to 1168 code for a protein of 317 amino acids. The transcript is spliced from 6 exons. Gene Ontology annotation, biological process: actin cytoskeleton organization. Lineage: Eukaryota; Metazoa; Chordata; Actinopteri; Salmoniformes; Salmonidae.
GUCAGAGGGAGGAGAUUUUUCUCCGAUUUCGGGGCGGGGUCUUGUGACUCACCAUCAACUUCCUCAUAGACAGUAGAGCCGGUGAACUGUGUCACACUUCAACAUUGUACAGUUAGAGGUCUGAGUAGACUGCAGUGAAAAAGGAACGGGAAAAAUUGUACAGUAUAAUAAUUUGCCAGUGGAGUAGCGACCGGCAGAAAUUCACAUCGUUUGAAUGUCUGGUGACACAGCGCGAGAGGUGGGCUUCGAUUGUCAAGUCGCAAAGGUGCAUUCAACAGCAGACAUAACGUCGGGGAUGGAACAAGUCACAAUGAGCGACCGGUUCGACUGCGACAACUGCAAGGAGUCCCUAUACGGACGCAAGUACAUCCAGGCAGAUGGGGGAGAGGGGGACAACCCCUACUGCAUCCCCUGUUACGACAGCCUGUUCGCCAACACCUGCGACGAGUGCAAGGAGCUAAUCGGCCAUGAUGCCAGGGAGCUGUUCUACGAGGACCGGCACUACCACGAGCACUGUUUCCGUUGUUUCCGCUGUGACCGCUCGCUGGCGGACGAGCCCUUCACCAGCCAGGACGAGGCCCUGUUGUGCAACGACUGCUACUGCAAUGAGUUCUCAUCCAAGUGUGUGGCCUGCGACAAGACCGUCAUGCCAGGCACGAGGAAGUUGGAGUAUGGUGGCUCCACAUGGCACGAGGGAUGUUUCAUCUGCCACAGCUGUGAGCAGCCCAUCGGCUCCAAGUCCUUCAUCCCAGACAAGGAUGAACACUACUGCGUGUCCUGCUAUGAGGACAAGUUCGCCCCGCGCUGCACCCGCUGCAAAAAGGCCCUGGCUAAAGGGGGCGUGACGUAUCGGGAUGAGCCGUGGCACAAGGAGUGCUUUGUGUGUUCGGGCUGCAAGGUGCAGCUGGCAGGGCAGCACUUCACCUCGCGCGAAGACAACCCCUACUGCCUCAAGUGCUUCGGCAGCCUAUACUCCAAGAAGUGUGAGGCAUGCAGCAAGCCUAUCACAGGUUUUGGCGGAGGGAAGUACAUCUCGUUUGAGGAGCGCCAGUGGCACCAGCCCUGCUUCACCUGCACAGAGUGCUCGGUCUCUCUGGUGGGGGCGGGCUUCUUCCCCAAUGGAGACCAGAUCCUGUGUCGCGACUGCAACACCAAUAGCAAUCUAUAGACCACACACAGACACCGUAUCGCCCCUCUCCUAACACACACACACAUCCACCCACCUAGGUCAACCCCAGGGCCCCCCAUCACUGCCAUGGUUGUUAACACAGACCCACAGACUGCCUCUCAGGUCAUGCCAACACACACAAGUUGCUCACUAGACCACAGCUCGAUCCCUCAUCCUCCCCCAGAGCUUUCUGCAGCUUGCUGUCAAAUACCAGAGCUAAGCAUCAGGCUACUGAAGCACAGACAGACAAAUAUCAGCCAGACUAGGGUUGAUCUAACUUGGCAGAGGCACGUAUUCAUUGUCUUCUUUGCCAAAUAGACCUACUUUUCCUUCACCUGUAUGUAUGAGUGACUUUUAGGUCAGAUUAUGUUUGGUUUAACAGAGGAAAAAGUCUUCUCUUUGAACAGAACUGAACCGUUAUGAUCGAUUAACUGAUUAGUGGUGUCAUUUGAUGCAUUGCCAAUGAUCCACCAACCAAAAGAAUGAUCCACCAACCAAAAGAAUGAUCCACCAACCAAAAGAAUGAUCUACCAAAGAAAUAUAGUAUCUGCCAUCAAAGAAUGAACUGGUACGGGGGGAAAACCAUGGUUCUGAAUUCACUGAAGAAUUUAAUUCCAGUAUCACUACUCCAAUAUGCUGUAUUAGAGGCUAUAGCAUUUUAAUGUGAGGAUUAACAUUGACCAACGUGCAAACUGUCCAUCGAACAUUGGCCGAAAUCAUACUAUUUUGAUGUAGUUGCUAUCUAGACUGGAGAGGGGAGAUCCACUCCAAGGCGUUCAUUCUCCACAAUAAGUUGUGACUAUGUGGAAAAGUGUUUUGUGCCUUUAAAAAAAAUGCCAUACUUUAUAUAGUAUGUGUUAUCAAAACCAAAGAAAAGAGAAAUGCUUACAGCUAUGCGUACUUUUUGCUAGAUUGUUUUUGUAUGAACACAUCACCACUAAUCUAUGAAUGCAACACUUUUGUAAAGCAGCCACAGAACACUGAUAUUUACUACAUUGUAAAUAUGUUGAGUGAUUUCAAUGCCGAUAAGUAUGUUUGAGUGAUUUCAAUGCUGAUUGAUAAUUGCAGUUUUGUGACAUACGACUGUUCUCCUGUGUCAAUUAGGUUUCAAAGCAGCAUUUGCUGUCAUGCUUUUAGUUGUUACUUAACCUGUAGCCAUAUCAUGAUUAUUUUGAAGAGAAUAAUGAGAGAAUAAUAUGCUGCAGUGGUUUGUUUAUGCAGUUGUCAAACACUUUACAGUAUACCGAAGAAUAGGUCCAAGAGAUGAAGAAAAAAAUAGAAAUUGAGAGAACGUGAAAAGCAAGAAAGCUUGGUGUACUGGAGAAAACCAAUGAAGUCAGUUUAAGACAUAAGGUAAACGUUGUCAUGUAUUUGCACUAUGGCUAAAAUAUUCCCCGUGCUCCCAGAAUUUGUGAACAUACAAACGCAACUCGAGCAUUUAUAUAUGGAGCAACACCUAAACCACUCUUUGCCUUUUUUAAAAAUAACUAUUGUUUACUUUUUUCCAUAUUGACACUUAUCUAUGUUUUUCGUCAAGCAUAUUUCCUUUUUUUCGCCUUUGUAUUCAAUCUUUCUGUUACUAUCGCUGUCGUUUGUUAAUAAAUGGGCUAGUCCCAAAGAAGCUGA